AUGUCUCCUUCAGCGGUUGGUGCCGAUGACAGCAAAUCCUUGGUGAGAAAGAUGUUGAGGGAAGUGCUGGUGGGUCGAGAGGAUCCAGAGGGUUUCUUUGCGAUGUGUGUCUCUCUCCUGGGACACCAGGAGACCCGGUCACGGUUCCUGUCCCUCAUCCAGCCUCUGUCCACGGCCAACAGCUCCCUGUACUCCACCCUCACCUCCAUCUACAAGAAAUAUUUCUCUGAGACUGAAGAUGAUCAACUGGAACUUGCACUGGCUCUCUCUGUACUGGAAAUGAAAGAUCACCAGCUGUCAAGCGCCAGCCAAGAGUCCCGACUUCAGCAGCUUCAGAGCAGCUCAGCUCAACUGACCUCAGUAUCUAAGCCUCAGGGAAGCAGCCACACCCAGCUAACAGAUGUAGCUGCUGAGAACACCUACUCAGCACAAACUGGACCCUUGGGCAUGGUGUGCCCACCAAAGACAACCCAAGAGACUGAGCUACAGAGAAGCACACAUGUUGACAAAAAUAACAAAGAGACAAAAGGGACAUGUCAAACUGUGUGUGUCUCUAGACCAUCUGCCUCUUUUUCCCGACAAGAGAUGGUUGUAGAAGGUGACCAAACAGUACAGGAGGGAGAUCAAUCAGAGAAACCAAAACGCUCUAAGAACAGGCGCCAGCGGCGUAAAGGGGGCAGCCAGCAGGUUGUGGGUUUGCCCCACUCUCCGUCAGCACAGCCACCAGUACUGUUGUGGUUUCGGAGGGACUUGCGACUGUGUGACAAUCCUGCUCUCAUUGGCUCACUGGAGGUUGGGGCACCCGUUAUCCCUGUCUUCAUCUGGAGCCCCGAAGAAGAGGAGGGACCUGGGAUUACUGUGGCUGUGGGGGGAGCCUGCAAAUACUGGCUUCAUCAAGCUUUGUCUUGUUUCUGUUCAUCUCUGGAGCGCAUUGGCAGCCAUCUUGUCUUCCUCACAGCAAACGGAGAGGGGAACGGAGUGGGAUCUUCUCUGCGAUCCCUUAAGGAACUGAUAAAAGAGACUGGGGCGAGAACAGUGCUGGCUAAUGCUCUGUAUGAGCCGUGGCUGAAGGAGAGGGAUGACACGGUGGUGUCAGCUCUGCAGAAAGAUGGUGUUGAAUGCAGGAUGUUGCACUCUUACUGUCUCAGAGACCCUUACUCUAUCAGCACUGAGGGUGUGGGACUCAGAGGAAUAGGUUCAGUGUCUCACUUCAUGAGCUGCUGUAAACAGAACCCAGGGUCUGCCUUAGGGGUUCCUCUGGACCCUCCAGUAUCUCUCCCCACACCUGCCCACUGGCCUCGGGGUGUCUCUUUGGACACACUAGGGCUGGCACGCAUGCCCCGCAGGAAGGAUGGUACAACGAUUGACUGGGCAGCUAACAUUCGUAAAUGCUGGGAUUUCAGUGAAGAAGGAGCACAUGCCCGGCUAGAGGCCUUUCUUCAUGAUGGUGUGUAUAGGUAUGAAAAAGAGUCAGGGCGGGCAGAUGCACCAAACACCAGCUCUCUGUCUCCUUACCUCCACUUUGGUCAGCUCAGCCCCCGCUGGCUAUUAUGGGAUGCCAAAGGGGCACGCUGCCGACCUCCGAAGUUCCAACGUAAACUGGCCUGGAGGGAUUUGGCCUAUUGGCAGCUAACACUGUUCCCCGACCUCCCCUGGGAAUCCCUCAGACCUCCAUACAAGGCUCUGCGGUGGAGCAGUGAUCGUGGCCAGCUGAAGGCCUGGCAGCGUGGUCGAACAGGAUACCCCCUGGUGGACGCAGCCAUGAGGCAGCUGUGGCUGACAGGCUGGAUGAACAACUACAUGAGACACGUGGUGGCGUCUUUCCUCAUAGCAUACCUCCAUCUGCCCUGGCAAGAAGGCUACCGCUGGUUCCAGGACACCCUAGUGGAUGCAGAUGUUGCCAUAGAUGCCAUGAUGUGGCAGAAUGGGGGCAUGUGUGGUCUGGACCACUGGAACUUUGUCAUGCACCCCGUCGAUGCAGCAAUGACCUGUGACCCCUACGGCAGCUAUGUCAGGAAAUGGUGUCCUGAGCUUGCAGAUCUGCCUGAUGAGCUUAUCCAUAAACCUUGGAAAUGUCCUGCAUCUAUGCUUCGACGCGCAGGUGUGGUGUUUGGCCAGACAUAUCCCAAUCGAAUAAUCACAGACCUAGAGGAGCGAAGGAGUCAGUCUCUGCAAGAUGUAGCUGUGGUGCGGAAGGAAUUUGGACAGUAUGUGGACAAACGCACAGGCUGUGACUUGGUGCCUCUGCCCCCACGCCUCGUCUCAGAGGCCCUGGGUCUGUCACACAGGGGCGGCGAUGUGGUGGCAGAAGGGAAGCAGUUCCUGUUGCCUGUCAUCACCCGCAUGGAAUUCAAACACCAGCUAGAAGAUCCGGAUGCAGAUGCCGCCUCAAAUCCCUACAAUGCUGUUCUAAAGGGGUACGUGAGCCGCAAAAGGGACGAGACCAUUGCCUUCCUCAAUGAGAGAGACUUUACUGCCAGCGUGAUGUAUGAGGGAACGCAGAGAAGGGAGAGGCUGGAGAGCGACCAGCGCAGAAUGGAGGGACUCCCUCGGCCUCCUGCACCUCGGGGCAGGGCCAGACGAACCCCAACAGCCAAGGACAGGUUCUCUAUAGUGCCUGGUGGGGUGGUCGCUUCACUCAGGUGAUCCAGGGUUUAAGCCUUUAUGUUUACAGGUUUUAAGAGACCACACAGUUGCUAGCCUUAAAAUGCAAAUGGAAAAUCUCAGGUAUUGAGCAAAGCUAUUAUACUAGCCUGUGAAAAACAAUGGCUCAAAUUAACCAAUAUAUUUAACUUUGGUGCAGCUUCCUUUCUUAAGGGUCUUUAUUUUUUAUCAUGAAAAUUUUCAUGCAGCUAUACAUACAUUGUAAAGUGUGAGAACUGAGGAGGGAAAAAGUUUCAAUGCUUCUCAGCAGCUCAUUUUCAAAAUGUAUACCUAUUUUACAGUCAGCAAGUUGUAAACAGCAUCAGUCAGUGUGUGUCUUAAAAGUCUUCAAUCAAGGUGGAGGUGGUGUCAGGUUCCAAUCUUGGGUUCUGAAUUUAGUUUUUGGAGCAACAUUUUUGUAUAGAUUUAUAUAAUGGGUUCUAACUUUAGGCUGGAAAUGUUGCCUAAUAUCACAUGUGGUUGUCUGAAGCUGCUUUCUUUGCUUUUAUUUUAAUGCAAAUCACCAAAUAUGCAAAUAACAUUUAUAUUAU
This is a messenger RNA of Lates calcarifer (barramundi perch), 3194 nucleotides long. RefSeq names its product deoxyribodipyrimidine photo-lyase. Lineage: Eukaryota; Metazoa; Chordata; Actinopteri; Centropomidae. Gene Ontology annotation, biological process: circadian regulation of gene expression; entrainment of circadian clock by photoperiod. The record is from RefSeq and is a predicted model, not a curated record. Bases 1 to 2646 code for a protein of 881 amino acids. The transcript has 9 exons. Gene Ontology annotation, molecular function: DNA binding; FAD binding. Gene Ontology annotation, cellular component: nucleus; cytoplasm.